Molecule: messenger RNA, 777 nt
Organism: Homarus americanus (American lobster)
Lineage: Eukaryota; Metazoa; Arthropoda; Malacostraca; Decapoda; Nephropidae
Source: RefSeq, a predicted model, not a curated record
GUGUUGGCUUACCUGCUGGUGACGAGGUACACUGUGUGGGCUAAUGAGCUGGGCUACCACACCUUUGGCCAUCCAGUAACAGAGGUCGCCGUUAAGACCAUGGCAGUGGGAGGCCUCACCAGGAUCCAAUGUGCUGGCGUGUGUACCGAGCUGCAGUGUUUGUUCUUCUCCUACCCAGAUACGACCUGCCAACUACAAGGUUUGGACCAAGAAGAUGCCACGAAUGAGAGAACCUUUGAGACCUCGCCAUUACAAGACCUCAUGAAUCCUACCACAACUACCACUACAGUUCUCCCCACAAUUACAACUACCACAGUUCCUCCCACAAUUACCACCACACCUACCAUAACUACCACCGCAAACUCGUGCCUGAUGUGCAACAAGCCCCUCUACGGACAGCUCGCCAGCGCUCCAGUUUCCAACGCAGUCGACGCUUCGGGACAGUCGAGAUGUUACCUGGGCGAGUCUAGCACCGAGCACCCAAAACCCUGGUGGCUAAUUGACCUGGGGGGAAAAUACACCAUCACAUUAGUGGAGAUGCUCACCUGGGAGGGAGGAGUGUCUGACUUCAAGAAUGUGGAGGUCCGUGUAGGCGUUUCCUUAAUGACUGACGGAGACUUCACCACUUACCUCUUGUUUGGGUUUUAUGCUGGUCCGAAUCUCACUGGAGAACCUGUGACCUUUACCAGUGGUCCAGGGGUCACGGGUCGUUAUCUCAGUGUUCAGGCGGAGAGUAGCUACCUGGACCUGUGUGAUAUAAGGAUUGAGGUUCAGUAA